Oncorhynchus nerka (sockeye salmon) is the source of this 4596-nucleotide messenger RNA. It is a transcript of the gene lmo4la, whose product is annotated as LIM domain only 4a. Lineage: Eukaryota; Metazoa; Chordata; Actinopteri; Salmoniformes; Salmonidae. The record is from RefSeq and is a predicted model, not a curated record. Bases 431 to 937 code for a protein of 168 amino acids. The transcript is spliced from 5 exons.
GCUUUGAACUGGAGUAGCCGCCUUUCCUCUCACAAAUAGUAGCGCUGUAUGUCCAUGAACAAGAACUAAGAACCAAAUUCCUUUAGCCGAGCUGUGACUAUCUGAUAUGAGAGAAUUACUUCAUCACCAAGUUUACUGUUUCAGAUGUCUAUAGGAAAUCCAUGAAGUCGACCAACGCAGUAUAAAAUAAGGAAACAAGAAGAGGAAGAUUUAGCCUAGACUACUUCUGGACUAGUUUGCAAGCUCUCCAAUCGGAAUAUAUAACAACCGUUUGAAGUUGUUACAUCUUGAGAACAGCAACAAUUUACCAUUGCAAGCAGCAGUCCACGACUUGGUUGAAGUUGCGCACGUCUCGUGGUAGCGCGCACCACCAUCGUGAUCAUUUCCUCGCGGUUACUUCACCUAAACUACCACGACGGCAAGGCCAACCAUGGUGAACAGCCGGGUGGAGGCAUCAGCCGUGGCGGUGACAGGGGGCGGCGGUGGCUCGGCAGGCAGGUCAUGCGCGGGCUGUGGUGGGCGCAUCGCCGACCGCUUCCUGCUCUUCUCCAUGGAGCGCUACUGGCACACGCGCUGCCUCAAGUGCUCCUGCUGCCACGCCCAGCUGGGCGAGAUUGGCACCACCUGCUACAGCAAAGGGGGCAUGAUCCUCUGCAAGAACGACUACAUCAGGCUGUUCGGGCACAGCGGGGCAUGCAGCGCUUGUGGCCAGUCCAUCCCUGCCAGUGAGAUGGUGAUGCGGGCACAGGGCAAUGUGUACCAUCUCAAGUGUUUCACCUGUGCCACCUGUAGAAACCGGCUGGUGCCGGGCGACCGCUUCCACUAUGUCAAUGGCACCAUCUUCUGUGAGCACGACCGGCCAGGGGGCGCCCUGCUCAGCAGUCACCUGACCUCGCUGCAGGGGAACGGCAUGAUGCCCGACCAGAAGGUCUGCUGAAGAAGAAUGGGUGACAAAGCAACGUGUGCCUUCUCCUCCCCCGCCUCCUCCUCAUGCUCUUCUUCCUUUUCCACCCAUAAGUUUGUCCUGCACCAGCCAUCCCAUCCUUCAGAUAUUCCCAUAUCCGUACUCCGGAUACUGCUGCCAGUGUCCCAUUAGCUUUCCCAGUAACACGGCAUUUCCCCCAAAAUAAUGUUUAUUCUGGUCAUAGAGAAUAAUGUUCUCAACCUUGACAAAAUUGAAGUCUCCUGCUUCAAGGGAACGAUGUGGAGGAGGGAAAGACUGUUGAUAAUGGAAGAGGAUGAUUUAUACUGUCAAAACAGUGUCUGUUUUCGGUAAGUCCGUUGGUGACUGACUUGCAUAAGACUGACUUGUAGUAAUGCCCUGAGAGGACUAUGGCAUUUCCAGUGAUGGACCAUCCUUGAUGUAGCACCUUUCCCUAGCCAGCACAAAACUACAGGGAGAGGGAGAUGCCACAGACCAAUAAAUAUAUACUGGUUCUCGUCCGGAGCUGUUUCAACCAAGCUACAGUUUAAUGACUCCCGAAACACGAAGAGUGUGUUCAAAACAAGAUCGCCACAUGAAUACACAGACACACACUCUCUGAGCUCCGACUCUAGGCCCUUUCAUGUGUCGGAUUGAGGGAAACAGGAAAUACUUUGGUUGUAGUGCUAUGCGACCGUAGCUUUUGCCCCCUGGACGUUCCUGAACUCUCAUUCCUGAACUCUCAUUGGCUCACUCGAACUGUCGAGUUAGGCCGAACGAGGAAUGAUCAAAUACACCUGCCUGGAUGUCUCGUCUACUUUCAAAAAUAUACUCUCUGUGUACUAAAUGAAGAAUGCCUGUAGAAUAUUCAUCAAAACAUACCUUUUAGUCCCAUGAUUAUUUUGUACUGCAAGUGGUUGCCUUGUGUUUCUCAAUUGUCUUCGAUAUUUAGUUAUGUUUUCAGGUGAAGUUGGUUCCUGGGGUUAGUAAAUGUACUCCUGUUUAUGGGAACAUACAAAUAUGCGUUUGUAAUUGUUGUUUAAAAAAUUUGGCCGGUGAGAAUUGUUAUUCCAACAUGACUUUGCAGCAGUGCUCUAUACGUCUUAAUGUAUUGUUGUUAUGUGGUGGUGGAAGAGGACAUGGUCAAAGUUGAACUGGUCCACAUAUAACCAGGGUCGUGUUGAGUAGGGCUCACUGUAGAUAGAAAACAGAAAUAAGUGUUUGUUAUUGGAGAGGCCAUGUAGUCCCUCGCUGUUUCAGGCCGUUUUUUCCGUUUGGUACCUAAUGAACACGACCCAGGUUGAGGGAAGAGGAGAGCGGCAUUGGGAUGGAGAGAAGUAAUAACUGUACAUACCUUUUCUAGUGCUAUUAUUGUAUUGUUGUCUAUGGUUGAAUUGCGUCUUUGUGUGGCCUAAAACAUCUAUAUGGAGAAAAAAAGUACUUUCUAAAUAACUAUAAUAAUCAUAAUAUUGCCAGUCACCUGUGUCGUGUCUGUAAUGAGUGUUUGGAUAAUAUUUACCUGCCGUUUGUGUGUGCGCGUGUGUAGCGAGGUGUGACAAAUAGCGCUUUCACACCGAAAGGUAAAGCUCCCGGACUCAGACAAACAUGGCCGAUUACCCUCAGGAAUGGAAUUUCAAAGGCUUGAGCUGGGGCCAUUACAGAAGCAAUUAAAGUGGGAUACGCUGGAGGCCCAGGCUUUAGCUGAAGUCCUGUGCCGGAGUCUAAUGAGGCCUAAUCUGGUGAGCUGGCCUAAUUAAAAGGGAGGGACCCCUUUCCUGUGGGUGCUGAGUAGAGCAGUCCAGCUGUUGACUUUACAGUGCUCACAAUGCAACAACAAACUGAAAGAAAUAAGCCAACCCUUUUUCUCUUACCUAUAACUCCAUAUAACUUUUCUUUCUUCACUGCGUAUGAAUUUGACAUUUUCACUUCUUUGUUGAGUUCUUUACUUGGAAGUUAGGGUAUAGGGCCUCUAUAUAUAGUACUGAAGGGCAUGUCGGAAUUGUUUCUUGGCAUGAAAACACCCCCUCAGAUCUUGUUUAUUUAAUUAGCUAAUUAAACUUCCAUCUUAUAGGUAGGUACCUUUGGCCUAGAAAUCACAGUCAGCUUUUAUGAUCUUCUUUUAUUUCUUAUUCCGUGACUUCUCUACAGAGAGAAAUUAAAACCAAACAUGCAACAGGCCUACAAAGAAGACAGAAAAAAAACACUGGAGUAGCCAGCUGUGACUUUUCAAAUGAAUGUUCCCAGAGAAAACUCUACCAUAAGCAUUGUGGUGUGUGUCGGUGCCUCAGCAGUUCCUCUUUUAGGGUUAGCCAAUUAGGUUCACACUCAAAAUAACAAUGAGUGUUUUAAUGGCCGGAUUUCAAAGCAUUUCUUUGGUAAUGAUGUAGAAUGGUUUUAAAGGAUGAACACAUUCCUCGGGUUCUUCAAACAUAAUCCAAACCUGAGCAUGAGUUUCAAAUCUUUCCAAAAAAAAAAAGUUUUUGUCAAGGUAUUUUUGGCAUUCCUCAGUUUGUUUCUAAUUAGACUCCCAUUCUUCCAUAGACACAAGUGGAGUUCAAUCAUAAUAACCAGAAUAAACCUGAUCUGAAAGAACUACAUAAGGGGAAGCAAUAUACCCGAUAAAUAUAAGAACACCUACAGAAGCACCUAUCUGACAUAUUGUAGAACCUGUUAUCGCAUUGGUAGGUACCUAUCCAGUCAUUUUAGAUCAGUGGUAGGUACCUAUCCAGUCAUUUUAGAUCAGUGGUAGGUACCUAUCCAGUCAUUUUAGAUCAGUGGUAGGUACCUAUCCAGUCAUUUUAGAUCAGUGGUAGGUACCUAUCCAGUCAUUUUAGAUCAGUGGUAGGUACCUAUCCAGUCAUUUUAGAUCAGUGGUAGGUACCUAUCCAGUCAUUUUAGAUCAGUGGUAGGUACCUAUCCAGUCAUUUUAGAUCAGUGGUAGGUACCUAUCCAGUCAUUUUAGAUCAGUGGUAGGUACCUAUCCAGUCAUUUUAGAUCAGUGGUAGGUACCUAUCCAGUCAUUUUAGAUCAAUGGUAGGUACCUAUCCAGUCAUUUUAGAUCAGUGGUAGGUACCUAUCCAGUCAUUUUAGAUCAGUGGUAGGUACCUAUCCAGUCAUUUUAGAUCAGUGGUAGGUACCUAUCCAGUCAUUUUAGAUCAGUGGUAGGUACCUAUCCAGUCAUUUUAGAUCAGUGGUAGGUACCUAUCCAGUCAUUUUAGAUCAGUGGUAGGUACCUAUCCAGUCAUUUUAGAUCAGUGGUAGGUACCUAUCCAGUCAUUUUAGAUCAGUGGUAGGUACCUAACCAGUCAUUUUAGAUCAGUGGUAGGUACCUAUCCAGUCAUUUUAGAUCAGUGUGGAUUUUUAAAAUCAGUUCAUUUUUAAAACGUAGGAGUAUUGCAUACUGAUAACAGCCACACAAACCGUCUCUAUACCUGUUCUAACCAAUGUGGCACCCAAUGUUUCAUUUGUAUACCUAGUCUAAUUACCAUUUGAUCCAGUAGCUUGACUAAUACUUGGCCAGUCAUCUCAUCAAAAUACAUGGAAAACUUAUCAGAACAUUUCUCUUAACUGUUCAGUUUAGGUUUAAAGACACUGAAAAUGAUCAAGAAACCGAAGCAAUUGUAUUAUCGGUAUCUUAUUCACAGGGGAUUCCAUAAAUAAACACUUUUUGCUGA